GUACCUGGCAUGGCCCCCGAGAUACGCGAGUUCGGCCGCGACCUGCGCCGCGCGCGCACGAUCCUCAUCAAGAUCGGCACGGAGAUCGUGCACUCGCCCGAGGGGCUGCUGGCCAUGGGGCAGAUCGGCAACAUCGUGGAGCAGAUCGCGGCGCUGCACAUGCGCGGGCACAACAUCAUCCUCGUGUCCAGCGGCUCCGUGUCCAUCGGCAAGAUGGUGCUGCACCGCCAGUACCUGCUCACGGGCUCCAUGCAGUCGCACCUGGGCGGCCAGGUGGACGACAACGUGCAGUUCUACGAGAAGGCGUGCGCGGCCGCGGGCCAGAGCGGCCUGCAGAGCCUCUACGAGAUGCUCUUCGCCCAGUACCACCUGGCCUGCUCGCAGGUGCUGGCGUCCGACGCCGACUUCCGGGAGCCGCAGGUGCGCGCCAACCUGCAGCGCACCGUGCGCGCGUUGCUGGACGUGGGCAUCAUCCCCGUCAUCAACGAGAACGACGUCAUCACGAGGCGCACGACGCCGCUCAUCAACGAGAACAAGGUCGCGUGGGACAACGACUCGCUGGCCGCGCUGUUUGCCCAGGAGAUGAUGGUGGACCUCAUGGUGCUCAUCACGGACGUGGACGGCAUCUACACGGGCUCCAAGGACGACCGCAAGCUGCUCUCGAGGUUCCGCAGGGGCGACAAGCAGCUGGUUGCAGCCGAGAGCCGCGUGGGCGCCAUCGGACAGAAGGACAAGCUGCACUCGUGCAUCCGUGCAGUGGACAGUGGGGCGGUGCGGGCAGCGGUCGUGGCGAAGGCUGAGCAGGGAGUGCUGCUCCGCAUCUUGAACGGAGAGAAGGUGGGCACACUGUUCGUGUCGGACGGAGAGCCCAUCGGAGACGCAGACGUCGAGGAGCAGCACAUCGACCCGCUCUACUCGGGCAUCGCGCCCCAAGCAAGAAACCCUAUGAGCAAGCUGUAGGCUCUGAGACGAGAUAGCGCUCGAAUCGUGGUAAGUCUCUUAAGAGGAUAAUAUCGAAUUGCCAUGAAAUGU
This is a messenger RNA of Phytophthora sojae, 1032 nucleotides long. RefSeq lists its product as hypothetical. The transcript has a single exon. Lineage: Eukaryota; Oomycota; Peronosporomycetes; Peronosporales; Peronosporaceae. Bases 10 to 960 code for a protein of 316 amino acids. Gene Ontology annotation, molecular function: ATP binding; kinase activity; glutamate-5-semialdehyde dehydrogenase (NADP+) activity. The record is from RefSeq and is a predicted model, not a curated record.